Messenger RNA from Rotaria sp. Silwood2, 849 nucleotides. NCBI's taxonomy places the organism in Eukaryota, Metazoa, Rotifera, Eurotatoria, Philodinida, Philodinidae. The record is from the annotation of a GenBank genome assembly.
AUGUCUUCAUUGAAAAUAAACGAAUGUUCGAUAUGUGAAAAUGAAUUAAAUGAAACAGAUGAUUUGGUAACAACAAAUUGUAAUCAUAAAUUUCAUUGUCGUUGUGCUCAAGAUCGUCUCGAUAAAAAAAAUCGAACUGAUUGCCAUUUCUGUCAUCAAGAUUCAGCUCUUGGCAAUGCACUUGCUUUAAAAAACUUAGCAAAAAAAGGAGAAUGUUCAAUAUGUGAAAGUGAAUGGAAUUGGAAACAUGAUAUUGUAAUCACGAACUGUAAUCAUACAUUUCAUCGUCGCUGUGCUCAAGAUCGUUUCGAUAGAAGGGGUAGAACUGAUUGUCAUUUCUGUCAUCAAGAUUCAGAUCUGAAAAUAAUAUUAUCUCAAAAUACAACAACAACUAUUAACGAACCUACUGAACAAAAUUCAAAUCGAAUAAAUCCAGAUAAAAAUGUUCUUUCAACAGCAAGAACUGAAAAUACAAUUGAGAAAAAGGAAAAUAAUUGGCAAUGCGAUGAAUGUUCGGGUACCAAUGAACCAUCAACAAAACGGUGUAUAUGUUGUGGAACACCACGAUUCGUUCUGCCUUCAAUACCGGCUGUACUUUCACAGCGACAAGAUGAUGCAACAACAAAAGAAUACAAUCAAGUAACGUCUUCGAAUAGACGUCCAAAAAAUGAUAAAAAUAAACCAUUAGAUUUGAGAAUUCAAGGUAAAAAUCCUGAUAAAAAUAUGCGUUUUUUAGCUAAUGUUUUUAUCUGUUUAUCUAUAUUUAUCAUAUUUAUAUCAUUUUAUUGCACAUUUCGCAGUAAUUUUGUUGCGAGUAUUUCUAAAGAUUUUAAGAAAGAUAUAUCAUAG